AUGUGGAACAACCUGGAUGCAACAGAUCUUACAUCAACUGCGAACAGGAGGUGACACGGAAUAGCUAGCAAUGAAAUAUUCCCAGAUAAUUAUAAUAUAUUUAGGAAAGAUAGAACUACCGACCGCCACGGGGGCGUUUUUCAGGCCGUAAAGAAAGAUAUCUUAGUUACUGAUCGCUCGGAGUUUGAUACAGAUUGUGAAAUCGUAUGGACACAAUGUCAAAUUAAAAGCCGGAAAUCAAAGUCUAUUUUCUUUGCUUCAUAUUAUCGGCCGAAUAUGACAGAUAUGGUUAGCCUUGAUGAACUGAAUAAUUCGCUUUUCAAACUAUCCGAUAAACUGAACAAUCACCAUGUGAUAUUGGCUGGAGAUUUCAAUGCACCUAAUAUCGAUUGGAAAGAUUAUGCUCCAGUAAAGGCUUCUGUUCAUUCUGAUAGAUUGCUCGAAAUUAUAAACGAACAUGGACUUAACCAAAUGGUUAAAGAGCCAACAAGGAGUCAGGGAGAAACACACAAUAUACUAGACAUGAUCUUUACGAAUAACGAAAACAUUAUCAACAACGUCAAAGUACUCCCGGGAAUUAGCGACCAUGAUAUUGUUUAUUUCCAGGUUAAUUUAAACUGUAAAAAGAAAAGGCAUGUGAAGCGAAAAAUAUUCAUCCGGAAGCGGGCAGACAAAGAGCUAAUACAGCAAAAGCUACGUGAGUUGGCUAAUAACUUUGAGUGUUCAGUGAAGCAGGAGUCCCUUGAUACUAAGUGGGAUGCGUUUCAACAAGGUAUUCAAAACAUAAUGAAUUCUUGCAUACCAUGCAAAUACACAUCAUCUCGUUAUAAUCUGCCCUGGUUUAAUCGUGCACUUAGGAGACAAACCCGAAUCAAACAAAAGUUAUAUAACAAAGCUAAAAAGUCGGGAAAAGAAAUUGCCUGGUCUAAGUUUAAGACGGCUAAGAAACAACUGAGUAAGAACCUGAAAAGAGCUAGGGAUACAUAUUUGUCUGGUUAUUUAACUGAUACUAUGCAAGAAAAUCCUAAGGCCUUUUGGUCCUAUAUUAAGAGAUUACGACAAGACAACCCGGGCGUUGAAGAUUUUAAAAUGGAUAAUGAACUCAUUAGCGAUGCCGGUUUAAAGUCUGAGGUACUUAGUAAACAAUUUGCUAGUGUUUUCACGACAGAAAAUGUCGAGAAUAUACCAACUCCAGGAAGUAACUUCACGCCUGCCAUUGGUAAUAUUGUGAUCACGGUGAAAGGAGUCGAGAAACAACUAGCAUCCUUAGAUGCAAAGAAAGCAAGUGGACCGGAUGGAAUUCCACCAUGGUUUCUAAAAGAAAAUGCAAGUCAAAUAGCACCGAUUCUGACAGAUAUCUACCAGGAAUCAGUUAGUAGCGGUAGCUUACCUGGCAAAUGGAAAGAAGCCAAUGUAUGUGCGGUAUUUAAAAAAGGGAAAAAGUGUGACCCGGGAAACUAUCGGCCGAUAUCUUUAACCUGCAUCGCUAGUAAGGUUUUAGAACACAUUGUGCAUAGCCACUUAAUGAAGCAUCUCGAAAGGCAUAGCAUUCUCAUUGAUAAUCAGCACGGCUUCCGGGCUAAACGAUCCACAGAAACUCAACUGAUAUGCACUACUCAUGAUAUUACUAAUGCUAUUCAACAAAACAAACAAGUAAAUUUGGCUAUUUUAGACUUCUCAAAAGCUUUUGAUAAAGUCCCUCAUUAGAGAUUAUUGACGAAGUUGGAAUACUAUGGGAUCCGGGGUCCACUCCAAGAAUGGUUUAAGUCGUUUCUUAUAGAUCGAAGUCAAGUUGUGGUAUGUGAUGGCGCGACAUCAACUCCUAUUACAGUUACUUCUGGCGUACCGCAGGGCACAGUUCUUGGUCCUGUUUUGUUUCUACUGUAUAUAAACGACUUGGCUGAAGAAUUGAAAUCUACUGUAAGACUGUUUGCCGAUGAUGCCCUGCUGUACUGUUUUAUUGAAAGUGAUGUAGAUGCAGAUUCUCUCCAGGCUGAUUUGUGUAAAUUAGAGGAGUGGCAAGACCGCUGGCAAAUGGAGUUUAAUUCGACCAAGUGUAAAGUGAUGUGCAUUACAAAUAAAAAGAAUAUCAUAAAGAAACAGUAUAUGUUCUGUGGCCAAAUACUGGAAGAAGUCGAAAACCAUCCAUAUCUCGGGGUGAUGUUUGAUAAUAAAAUGAAAUGGUCAUCUCAUAUAUCUAACACCACUCGGAAGGCAAAUGUCAUAUUACAUGUUAUCAAGCGGAACCUAUGGAAUUGUCCAAGAGAUGUCAAGGAAGUUGCUUAUAAAAGUCUUGUAAGACCAACGCUUGAAUAUGCGUCUACAGCAUGGGACCCUUACUAUAAGAAAGAUGUUGCUGCUGUUGAAAGAGUUCAGAGAUCAGCGGCACGAUUCUGUUUAAAAAAUUACGAUCGGACAGCUAGUGUAUCAGCCAUGACGAAAGAGCUGGAUUGGGAUACAUUGGAAACAAGAAGGAAACGUACGCGCCUAUGUAUGAUGUACAAGUUAAGUCGUGGUCUACUUAACUUGAACGCGGAAAACGUGCUGGUUCCAAGUCAAGAAACAAGAACACGAAAUAGUCAUACGUUUAAAUAUAGAGUACCUCGAGCUACGAAGGACAUUUUUAAAUAUUCUUUCUAUCCUAGAACGCUAACUGAGUGGAACAGUCUUCCUAAGGAAUUAGUUUUAUCAGAAACUCUAGAUACUUUUAAGAGUGAACUCAAGAAUUUUAUUAAGUAAUAUUUUAUUAUUGAUUGGUUGAGAUAGUUGUAGUUAGGUUUUUUGAAUUUGUAUUAUGUAUUGUUAUAGUUGGUGCGAUAAUCGUCCGAUUUUUACCGACUUAAUAAAAUGUAGAUGUAGAUGUAGAUGUAGACAUGGAUUAUGAGAAAAUUUAUGAUGUAGUGCCAUGGAUAGAGUCACCUUUCGAAAAUCAUCAUGACAUUGAUAAGAAUCAGAAAGCUGAACCCAGGUACUUUUAUUCACUUUUGUUGUUAAAUGAGGGAGGAAAAUGGAGUAGGGUAAAUAUUGAUUUUUUUUCAAGGAAAAAUCUCGGUAAUUUUACUUUUAACAGCGAAACAAUAUUCUACUCCACGUCAUUUACGAUUCUUUCACUAGUACCGUCUAUAUAUGUAUUGCAGUUCCCUUCUGUAGUAACACUGGAUCAAUAAUUGGAUGACCGUUUAAACGUGGAAAUUGAAGAAUUUAGUGACUUUAAAGAGAAUACUAACUUACGGCAAAAUAAUACGGUCAGAGCACGGCCGAAAUAUAAUUUUCACGGGUUAAAUCAAUUGUAGUUUACGAACUUCAUUUGCGUGAUUUCGAUAAUUUUAAAUAUAUAUUUUAUACAGUAAUCUUUAUAGUGAGUAGGAUUGUACGACAACUCCCUGCAAGACUGUGCUCCGUGCAAAAUUCCUGUCUGUUAUUUUCAUGAUGCCGCAACCUUACCAAAUGAAAAAAAACCCCACCAAACGCCACAUCCUUAACAAAUAGCACAACCUUACCAAAUACCGAAUUCCUAUCAUGCAAUCCUACCCAAACUCGCAACCUUGUCAAAUCCUGAUACCCUGUAGUUACGGCUAUUCUGUGUUCCCAAUACUAGGAUAGAACAAGAACACUGUGUUAACUAUUCACGGGUAUUGUUGUUAUAAAUGCAAAUACGAAAGAUAGACAAAGAUUUGGUUAUUAGCUUCUCUUUUAAGAUUUGAUGGAUAAUCUGAACUUUUAGCAGUAUUGUUAAAUAUACUUGGUUUAAAUCUGUUACAUAAUAAUAAAAGAAGGUCUGACAGUGGGAAAAUCUGAUCAAUCCAACCAUUGUUCUGGAGUAAAGGAGCAAAUGUCACGAACUGUAAAUAGAAUUAAGUAGUUAGAAAACUGAUUUAUAACCAUAGGUCCUUUGAGAUCGUAGAAAAGUCAAGAACGUCAUUUAUAUCUCAUUUGUGUCGGUUUUCUUUGAUCGUCCGAGGUUUAUAACUAGCUAAUAUACAUUGAAUAAAUAAUUACAUCAAACUUUUCGACAAAACGCGAGAAUUUUUCAUCAAAAAUUUUUCAAAAUGACAAAAUAUGUUAGAAAACCUCCACAAAUGAGAUAUAAGUUAGUUAUAAACCUCGAAAGUCGGUAUAUAACUGAUAUAUUGCCCUCGGACGCUGCGCGUCCUCGUGGGCAAUAUAUCAGUUAUAAACUUCCUUCUCGGUUUCAUCGCUAGAAAUCUCGGACAUUUGAAUCCCGAAACAUCCCUUACGUCUAUGUCCCUUAUUACCUCUUUCGAUCCCCGAAAUUUAUUAUUCUAAAUAUAACUAAAAGCAUUAUUAAAAGGAUUACAAAAAGGAUUAUUACAAAAUGUAAUCAUACUAAAAGGAUUACAAAAUGUAAACAACCAAAAAACAGAAGAAAAGAAGGCCUACUCUGGGACCUAAAGUCGCCGUAAUUUUGGGCGACUUCAAGCGACUUAAGGCGACUUUAGGAAAAUGGCACGAAAUCGAGUGGCAAUUUUGGGCGAUUUUAGGCGACUUUGGGUGAUUUUAGGCGACUUUAGGCAAAUUCGAGGACAUGUCUUAUUGGCAUUGGUUGAGUUUAGUCUGCUCAAAAGAAAUCUCAUUAGACUCUGACCAGUUCACUGAAAAAAUUAUCUUAAAGGGGGAACAUAGUUGCGGGAAACACUGAGUAUUUUCAUAAAAUACAAUACAACGGUAACUCCAAAUAAAGUAAGCAUUUUUAUUCAACGUUUCGACUUUAUUUAGUCAUCAUCAGGAAUGAUUAUAUUACAUAUGCAAGCGUUAUAUAUACUCUAUUUAAUUUGAUAGUAUUAAAAGAAAACCGAUUGUUCUCUUGAAGUUCUUGAUGCUUUAGUGCCAUGAUUAAGUUCUGGUUUUUGUCUGUGAAUGGCGAGUUCUUUGAACAGCAGAUAGGGCUAAGCACUGGUCAAAUCUGCUGUUCAAAGAAGCAUUCCCCAUUCAUAGACAAAAACCGGAACUUAAUCAUGGCACUAAAGCAUCAAGAGAACUAUUAGUUUUCUUUUAUUACUAUCAAAUUACAUAGAGUAUAUAUAACGCCUGCAUAUGUAAUAUAAUCAUUCCUGAUGAUGACUAAUUAAAGUCGAAACGACGAAUAAUUAAAAAUGCUUACUUUAUUCAGAGUUACUGUUGUAUUGUAUUCUGGGGCACAUAGAUGAUUUAGAUUUUAAUAAUUAACAGUAUACAAUUAGUACAAUUCAAAUCGUAUAGUACUAACUAUUAGUGACAUUAAUAGUGAUCAGUUUAAUUUUCAAGAUCAAAGUGUCAGUUAAAUCAAAGUGCUCAGUUUAACAGCAUUUUAAUUAACCUUCAAAAAACAGUAAAGAAACAAAUAAAUUUUUAAUAUGAACGAUAUUCCUAAACUAAAGGCAAUACUCGUGAAUUUUACAAAUUAUAUUUACCUAUUUCUUAAUGAUUCUAUUUGCACACCCUUGUCUUUGGUCUGAUCUUUUAAUACUGUAAUGGGUAUACAUUUCAGCCAUUUCAACCUGCCUAAUAACAUUUGUUGCUGGAGAAGGCCAAUUUUGCACUCAAGUAUUUUAUUUGCAAUCCAUUCGAACAAUUUUGGCUCGAUCCAUAGAUAUUUUCUGUAUUUCUUUCAUGGUUGUAUAAAUAUUCGAAAACAAAAUGUAUUAAUGUAAUCUAGAUCUAACAACCGUGAUCUAACUGAUCUUCAACGGCAACUGGAUUGCAAAAUUAGGUUAGGUUUACAUGAAAUACCUCGUAUAACAACGCAUGCCAAAUACCGCGGUUUCGUUAUCGAUCGACUUUAAGUUAUGCGACAUAAAGUAUUAAAUGUUUCAAUAUGGCGGCCGAACCCAAGCUGCCGAACACAUUCUGCAACAGUGUCUGCAACAGGUUCUACAUUUAGUCACUAGUAUCAAACAUACUAAACACUGGAAUAGAUUUAAUCAAGCUUGUUGUUGUGGCAUUCACAUCAAAGUUGAAAAUCGCGCGAUGCUGGGACAGUUCGAUGUACAGCAGUAAGUGUAAUUUUAAAAUACUGCAGCUUCACAGUUCAAACUGUUGACCGAUAUAAUAAUUUGUAUAUUAAAUAAUGCAUCGAUCAAUUCUUGCGGUAACCCCCCCCCCCGGGCAAUAUCCCCAGGAUUUGUAAUUUUUUUGCAAGAAUGUAGUAAAUUCCCCACCUCCGGGACUUUAAAACUUGACAAUUCCCCACCCUGGGGCAGCGCUAAAAAACUAAAAACAAGAUAUCACUAAGCAGUUUAUAACACACAUUUUUAAUAUCCUUCAUAUAAACAUAUUUAAAAUUUGAAAAGUGCGUUUAUAUAUACUGAUUAAAUACUUGGUAUUAUAAACUAUAGUCACUAUAACACGAUUAUAUAAACAACUGCUAAACACGAAGUAGUCGCCAUUUUGAAAACUUUUGGACGUGCACUGUACACAUGUCACUAUAUACAUGUCACUGUACAUAAACUAUAUACAUGUCACUGGAUGGGCUAGCCGCUAGAUACGUGGUCAAAACAUGGUCCUGGAUGCGAGUUUUGCUUUUUACCACGGGGAAACCCCGGGACAAAAUUUUCUAACAAUUACCCCCCCAAUUCCCCUCAUUAACAAUCCCCCCCCCCAAUUCCCCCCUUCCCCAAUCCCCCCCAUUUUCUAACAAUUCCCCCCCGCCCGGUGGGGAGGGGGAAUGGUAACAACAAGAAUUGACCAUGCAUAAUUACUGUGCAUUACCGGAGAUCUGGAUAAAGAGCUGUAAUUAAGUUUAUAUAUGUUGAUCUUUAACAAAUUCAAAUUUGACAAUAAUUUUAAAAUGCUAACGUCUUUGGCUUUGCCUUUGAUUGAAAGAUUUGCAGUUGUAAGAAAUGGCAAUAGACAAUAUAUUUGCUUGUGGAAACACCAUCUACAGUAUACAAUUUUAUUAUUGUAUAUUAAGUUUUAGGGUGCAUGAUUUCGCACACAUAUAUCUACUGUAGAUUUCAG
Paramuricea clavata is the source of this 6957-nucleotide messenger RNA. NCBI's taxonomy places the organism in Eukaryota, Metazoa, Cnidaria, Anthozoa, Malacalcyonacea, Plexauridae. The record is from the annotation of a GenBank genome assembly.